GGUUUUGGCUCCCGUCUUCUCUUUCUACGGACUUCCGCCCACGCGAAGAGCCGAAGCGUUGAUUACCAUGGCCGACAAAACCCUCGCUUACUCAGCCGCCACCGUCGCCGUCGCUGGCGACAAGGAGGAGAAGGCUUAUAAGCAAGACUCGGCUGACGGCGAGGAGGAAAUGGCCUUUGAGGAAGCCAUCGACGGUGGUGAGGAGGAGACGGCAUAUAAAGAAGCCGCCGUCGACGUUGAGGUGGAUAGUGCCGAUGAGGAGGCCGCUGUCACCGCCGGCGACCGCGACGCCGCCGUCGAGCUCCUCGAGGAGAUCCGGGCGCUCAAGGAUGAGCGGUCCGAUCUCCAGCGCGAACGGGCUAAUCUCCUCCGCGACCUGUCCGACGCCCGAACGAAGCUUGCCGGCGCUGAGUCUGACCUUAAGACUGUCGCCGGCCAGGCCAGCCGCCUCGAGGGCGAGGUCCGCAUCAUUCAAGACGAUCUCUCCACCGCAAACAUCGUCUCUAUGGAGCAGGAGGAAAUGGUCCGCCGCCUCGAGGGCGAGCUCCGCAUCGCACAAGACGGCCUCUCCACUGCGCACAUCGCUGCUAUGGAGCAGGAGGAAAAGGUCCGCCGCCUCGUGGGUGAGCUCCGCAUCGCACAAGACGACCUCUCCACUGCGCACAGCGCCGCUGUGGAGCAGGAGGAAAAGGUCCGCCGCCUCGAAAGUGAGCUCCGCAUCACACAAGACGACCUCUCUACUGCAAACAUUGCCGCUACUGAGCAUGAGGAAAAUGUCCGCCGCCUCAAUAACUCCAUCAAGGACCUCGAAGCCAAGUUCAAGGUCAAGAUCAACGACCUGGAGACCACGGUCAAGGUUCUCGAGGAGGAACUCAGGGUAUCCAAGCAGAAAGAGAGGGAUGAGGCGGAGAAGUUUGCCGCUGUGGAAGAGGAGUUGAUGACUAAGAUCGCUGAAUUAAGGUCUACGGUGGAGAUCGAUAAGGAGGAAAAGGCCUUUGAAAUUGAUGGCAAGGUAGAUGCUGGGGUCCUUCCUGUGCACUCCCAGGCGCUGCGGACGUCGGCCGUGAUUGGAAUUGUGGCCUUGGCGGCAGGGGCUGUAGUGUGUCUUCAGCUCGCAAAACGGAGGUAGAAUUGGAGUGAGGGUUCGUGAUCUAUCUGACUGCUUUCUGCUGAUAAUUUUUGGCCUCUGCUCUGUUCUUUUUCUUGAUUCUCUAUCUUGUCAGUCCAAAAUCUUCUCACGGUAGUUUGAUUGGGCUAAAUGCUCUUUUACAUCCUGUCAAGCAAUUCCACAGUAGUUCUGGAAUCUUUCAUGAUCGGACUAGAUAGGUUCAUGGAGUGGGAUUUAGCAGUGGUUUCACUAAGGAGUUAUAUCAACGUUAUUCAGGUUGAUGUUUCUUGUGUUGUUCUGUCGAACGUGUAGUAUGAUUCUUGCAGCAAAACUGUUCUUGCUGAUAGCUACACUUCAAAAAGCUUGAAUCUUUUUGUGUUGAAUGAUCUCUUAAUAAAGGACUGGUUCUCCUCUGUGUCAUCUUA
Musa acuminata subsp. malaccensis (wild Malaysian banana) is the source of this 1533-nucleotide messenger RNA. RefSeq lists its product as uncharacterized. Gene Ontology annotation, biological process: spermatogenesis. The record is from RefSeq and is a predicted model, not a curated record. NCBI's taxonomy places the organism in Eukaryota, Viridiplantae, Streptophyta, Magnoliopsida, Zingiberales, Musaceae.